Messenger RNA from Euleptes europaea (tarantolino), 1092 nucleotides. RefSeq names its product galactose-3-O-sulfotransferase 2 (gene GAL3ST2). Gene Ontology annotation, molecular function: galactosylceramide sulfotransferase activity. The coding region runs from base 1 to 1092 and encodes 363 amino acids. Gene Ontology annotation, cellular component: membrane. The transcript is spliced from 3 exons. NCBI's taxonomy places the organism in Eukaryota, Metazoa, Chordata, Lepidosauria, Squamata, Sphaerodactylidae. The record is from RefSeq and is a predicted model, not a curated record. Gene Ontology annotation, biological process: glycoprotein biosynthetic process; glycolipid biosynthetic process.
AUGGUACAACUCAGGCAGUGGCCUACUUUUACCCAGAACAUCAUACCCUGUCUACCCACCACGAAUGUCAUGUUCCUCAAGACACACAAAACUGCUAGCAGCACAGUCCUGAAUAUCCUUUUCCGCUUCUCAGAGAAACACAGACUCACUGUGGCCCUUGCAAGAGGCUCUGGUGUCCAUCUGGGCUAUCCUAGCCUCUUCAAAGCAGAUUUUGUUGAGGAGUUCAAAACUAUUGGCCAAAACUUCAGCAUCAUGUGCAACCACUUGAGAUUUAAUUUGACAGAGGUAAAGAAAGUAAUGCCAAAUGAUACCUUCUAUUUUUCUAUCCUGAGGAACCCAAUUUUAUUGCUGGAAUCCUCCUACGUUUACUACAAAAAAAGUUCACCAGCAUUUAGAAACUCCAGAAAUGUGAAUGAAUUUCUGUCAUCUCCUUGGUCCUACUACAAUCUAACUGCAAAGAUUUAUAACAUUUAUGCCAGGAACAACAUGUGGUUUGACUUUGGCUAUGACAACAAUGCAGAGUAUGAUAAUUACUAUGUCCAGUCCACCAUAAAGAACAUUGAGCAAAUUUUCCAUCUGAUACUGAUUGCUGAUUACUUUGAUGAGUCCAUGAUUCUUCUGAAGAAUACUUUGUGUUGGGAUCUGGAUGAUGUGGUCUAUUUUAAGCUGAACACCAGGAGCCUAGACAGUGUUCAGACCUUGACUCCGGAGAAUAAGGAAAAGGUGAAAGAGUGGUGUGCAUUCGAUUGGGAACUUUACAAACAUUUCAACAAUACCUUUUGGAUUAAGAUUCACAAGAUGAUGAGUCCAGCAUCUUUGUACCAGGAAGUGAAACUGCUGCAGAAGAGGCAGAAGGAACUGAUGGAAACAUGCCUCUCGGAGGAAACAGCAAUUGAUAAAAGCAAAAUUAAAGACAAAAAAAUGAAGCCCUAUCAAUCAGGGCUUGCCAGCAUCUUGGGCUAUAAUCUCAAACAAGAUUUAGACAAUGUGACACUAAAAAUCUGCCAAAGGAUGAUCAUGCCUGAGAUCCAAUACACGUCAUACCUGUACAAUCAACAGUUUCCACAGAAGAAAGGAAAAUCGACAGACUGA